CUAGCGUUGAUUUCGAGAAGUGUAAUGUGGAGGUCGUGAGAAAUGGAGGGUACAAUUAAACAAGAUUUACCCCCAGAAGGGGGUUAUAAACGCAUUAUUUUCCAUAGAAUACCACCCAAAAAGUACUUUAGUGGUUAUACUAUGUUUGCUGGAUAUCUUGGAAUAACAGCAUUUUCAUCAUAUUUUGUUUGGUUGGAUUUGAAAAGGCAAAGGCGACUAAAAGUCGAAAAUUGUGACGUGAAGGUAGCAUUGGAACCUUUACUCUUAGCCGAAAGAGACCGAAUGUAUCUUAAACAGUUACGUAAGAACAGAGAAGAGGAAGCGGAACUAAUGAAAGAUGUUCCCGGGUGGAAAGUGGGAACGUAUUAUGGUGAACCCCUCUACAAAACUAUAUCAAAAGACACGUUUAUGGAUCCAAUUCGUAACGAAUACUACGCUCACGCUAAUAAGUUGUAUUUGUGGGAAAGCGCUUACAUUUCUGCUCUCUACUAAGUAAUAGUGUAGAAAUAUUUGGCAAGAAUUAGAAAUUAUUGUAGGUUAUUUUAAAUUAAAUAUCCAAGAUAUAUAUGUAAUAUUUUGUAGAAUGAAAAGAACUUAAAAUCUUGGCAAUAAAUUUUUCUUUUGUUCUA
Molecule: messenger RNA, 629 nt
Organism: Centruroides sculpturatus (bark scorpion)
Lineage: Eukaryota; Metazoa; Arthropoda; Arachnida; Scorpiones; Buthidae
Gene: ND-B16.6
Product: NADH dehydrogenase [ubiquinone] 1 alpha subcomplex subunit 13-like
Exons: 4
Coding region: 43-492 (149 amino acids)
Source: RefSeq, a predicted model, not a curated record